Molecule: messenger RNA, 1545 nt
Organism: Clonostachys rhizophaga
Lineage: Eukaryota; Fungi; Ascomycota; Sordariomycetes; Hypocreales; Bionectriaceae
Source: the annotation of a GenBank genome assembly
AUGGCUCCGACGGUCCCAAGCAACCUGACAGGCCAUCGUGGCAAUUCAGCGCGGUCAAUUAUGAUCGCUCUGGCCAUCAGUCUCGCUGGAUUUGUCAACGGUAUCGACACGGGAAUCAUUUCAUCGACGAUUGCGCAGAAGACUUUCAAGUUAUACAUGUACGGCCCCGCCAUGGACAACGUGGCUCUCAAGGGCGGUAUAGUAUCUGGCUACUACGCUGGCUAUGCUCUUGGCAGUACCGGCGCGGCUUGGAGCAUGGAUCGACUCUCUCGUCGAUGGACCCUUUUCAUUGGCUCCAUCUUCAGUGUUGUCGGCGCUGUGCUCCAAACUGCUGCGAUGAACCCGGCCAUGAUGAUUGUUGGUCGCGCUAUUUCCGGUUUCUCGAUUGGCAUGGUUUAUCCUACUGCCCCUGUAUAUCUGGCUGAGCUGUCUCCUCCCGAGAACCGUGGAUUCCUUGUAGGUCUCAAGGGGCUCCUGAAUACGCUUGGGUUCUGCUUUGCCAACUGGAUUGGUUAUGCGGGAUCUUAUGCCAAGGGAGAUGUCCAAUGGCGGGUCCCUCUGGGUUGCCAGAUCCCACCUGCUCUGCUCCUCGGAGUUCUGACCCUCUUCUUGCCCUACUCCCCUCGUUGGCUGGCUAUGAAGGAGCGACACGACGAGGCCAAGAAGGUCAUGUACUACCUGCAGGCCCAUCGCGGCGAGGAAGCGAUCGAGAGAGAGUUCUCAGAGAUGUGUCAACAAAUUCAACUCGAGGCCCAACGCAAGACGAUGGCCAACUUCACCACCCUCUUCACACGAAAGUAUAUCCGCCGCACGCUUCUGGUUUGCUUGACAGUUCAAAUGAUGAAGCUCUCUGGUUCCAACAUCAUCCAGACCUACCAGUCGAUCAUGUACGAACAACUCGGCUACAAGGGCCAGACUGUCCUUCUUCUCGGUGGCUUCUACGGAUUCAUGGCUGUCAUUGGUCAAAUUCUCAAUGUAUUCCUCGUCGCUGAUCGUUGGACUCGCCGCGGAACCGUCAUUCCCGGUUCAAUAGUUCUAGCCACCUUCCUCGCGGUUCUGACUGGACUUUCUGCGAGCACAACCGACAGCACACCGGGCAUCUCCAGGGCCGGAAUCGCAUUUGUCUUUCUGUUCGCCUUUGGAUACUCAUUUUACUUCAACAGUGUCAAUUGGGUGCUGGUUGCUGAGAUCUUCCCGCUCGACCUCCGCGGCGUGGGUGUCGGUUUCUCUAUUUUCACUCAGUCCAUCACGGCAAUCUGGCUCAACUAUGCAGCCUCCUACGCCUUUGAUGCCAUCGCUUGGAAGUUUUACUUCGUCUUCAUCGCGUGCAAUCUGUUUGCCGGUACCAUGUACUACUUCUUCCUCCCCGAGACCCGUUUCCUGUCUCUUGAGGAGAUUGCCGCCAAGUUCGGAGAUGAGGUUGCCCCAGUGAUUGAGAAGCACUUGGAAAUGGAUGACGCCAAAGCUGAGUCCAGAGAGAUCGCGGAAGCCGAGCUUGACAAGAGUGGAACUUCCUCCAACCACGUGGAGGUUUCAAAGCCAUAG